Messenger RNA from Myxocyprinus asiaticus (Chinese sucker), 1782 nucleotides. RefSeq names its product carcinoembryonic antigen-related cell adhesion molecule 5-like. Gene Ontology annotation, molecular function: transmembrane signaling receptor activity. The record is from RefSeq and is a predicted model, not a curated record. NCBI's taxonomy places the organism in Eukaryota, Metazoa, Chordata, Actinopteri, Cypriniformes, Catostomidae. Gene Ontology annotation, biological process: cell surface receptor signaling pathway. Bases 1 to 1782 code for a protein of 593 amino acids. The transcript is spliced from 10 exons.
AUGUAUGAUCCUAAAGCUGUUGUGACAGUAAAGCCUGAAGAAAAUAUGUUCAGAGAAGAAACUCUCAUUCUCAGAUGUGACAUACAGGGUGGAGGAGACACUGAAUGGACAUACAGCUGGACUGUAGAAAGUACCAACUACUGGAAUAAAAACACUGUCAAUCAAUACAAGAAACAAGAGUAUAAAAUCAGCAGUGUUGAACACACACACAGUGGUAAAUACAUCUGUAGAGGAAAGACAAGAGAUGGACAAAACUCAGAGAUCAGUGAUGCUGUUACACUGACUGUGUCAGAAAUUCCCAAACCAACUCAGACUGUGAAGCCACAGAGUUCAGUGUUCACUGGAGACACAAUUACUCUGAACUGUGAGGUGGAUCAGUCAACAGAAUGGGAGUUUCUAUGGACAAAAGAUUCAGACUUUGAAUUAUUUGAAGCUACAGGAACUAAAACAAUCAGUUCUGUGAAAGUCUCUGAUGGAGGACAGUAUGAGUGCAGAGCACGAAGAAGAGAAAACAUACAUGUUCUCACAGAUUACAUUGAACCAUUAACAGUGACAGUAGAGGAAAGACCAAAAGCCAAAGUGAUCGUACAGCCUCAUGAACGUGUGCUCGUUGGAGAGACAGUCACUCUCAGAUGUGACAUACAGGAGGGAGGAGACACGAGCUGGCAGUACAGCUGGUAUAAAGAUGAUUCAGUCAUUGAAUAUAAACUACAGGAAUACACAAUCAAUUCUGUUACUGAGUCUAAUGCAGGUAAAUACAGAUGUAAUAGAAAAGAGAUUGGAGGAUCACGAUACUCACACACCAGUGAUGAAGUUACACUAAGAGUAUUGGUGUGCAGAAAUAUUCAAUACAUGAUGACAGAAUAUUUUUCUAAGAGCAUUACGAGAGGUCAGGUUUAUGCAUUGUGUACUGGAGAGACAGUGACUCUGAAGUGUGAGAUAGAGUCUCAUUACAGUAACUGGAGAUAUCAGUGGUAUAAAAACAGCACUGCAGUGUCUGAGUCUGAGCGUUACACUGAAAUGAAGACAAAAUCAACCAAUUUAUUUGUGAUUAUCAUAACAUCUUUAUCAUCUUUACACUUCACAUCUGACUCUCUCUCUCUGAGCUGUGAGGAUCAGAGUAACUCUGCUGGAUGGUCAGUGAGAAGAUACACAGACAGAUGGGGGCUGCAAGAUUGUUCAUCAAUAUACUGGGGAUCACAAACAGGAUCUAAAUGUAGAAUAAGUCCCGUCUACACAUCACACACUGGAGUGUACUGGUGUUACUCUGAAUCUGGAGAGAACAGCAAUCCUGUUAAUAUCACAGUACACUAUGGUGGUGUGAUUCUGGAAAGUCCUGUUCAUCCUGUGACUGAAGGAGAUUCUCUGACUCUACGCUGUUUAUAUCGAUAUAAAAAUCCAUCAGUCCUCACAGCUGAUUUCUAUAAAGAUGGAUCCCUCCUCCAGAAGAAGACUAAGGGUUUCUACUACUGUAAACACACAGAGAGAGGAGAGUCACCCAAGAGCUGGAUCUCAGUCAGAGCUGAGAGUCAAUGGAAAGUUCAGAGUUCUGUCCUUAACAUGUUGAGUUCUCUACUGGCAGCUUGUCCAUAUCUGCUAUUGACCGUCAUACUGUUACGUCUGUUGAAGACCAAUGCCAGUAUGCAACGUAACUUUAACAGUCCGCCAACAGGUGGCAGUAACGUGCUGAUGUGCUCCUCCUCUCUGCAGCGCCGAAGAAGACGAAUAGGAGAAACACGAGUUUACAGUCACGUGGGAGAUACGCAGUUUAGAAGAAAUUAA